GAGCUGUUUAAAGAGGUGUGAGAGGGCAGUGUCUGUGGGCCGGUUAUAAAGUCAGGCAGACGGACAGUUAAUUUAUAAGACGUUUUGCUUCGUAAACGCUUCAUCGGGUUACAGUGACUGAAAUGGAUUGGGUUUAUGUGCUGAUACUGGCUAGUCUUCUUUCACUCGGCUCUUAUGGUCAGUUGGAUGUGUGCGGCACCACGUUCUUCAACUCCAGGAUAGUCGGAGGUCAUGAUGCUCCAGCAGGAAAUUGGCCUUGGCAGGCGAGUCUGCAUUUCUUUGGAAGACAUGUUUGUGGAGGUUCCCUCAUCAAUAAAGAAUGGGUGCUGUCUGCUGCUCACUGCUUUUUCUUCACGAGUUCCAGCACGUCCAGCUGGACCGUGUAUCUGGGCCGGCAGAAUCAGGAAGGCGACAACCCAAACGAAGUUUCCAGAGGAGUCUCUACGAUAAUCCUGCACCCUGAUUAUGACAGUAACUCUAACGAUAACGACGUCGCUCUACUCAAACUGGGCACUCCGGUCAGUUUUACCAGCUACAUCAGGCCGGCAUGCCUGGCAGCUAAUAACAGUGUUUUUCACAGUGGAACAGACAGCUGGGUCACUGGAUGGGGGGACGUUAAUGAGGGAGUGUCUCUUCCACUGCCUCAGACUCUACAGGAAGUCAAGGUUCCAGUGAUAGGAAACAGACAGUGUAGGUGCCUGUAUAGUGUUGAAGAAAUCACAAACAACAUGAUCUGUGCUGGUCUACUAGAAGGAGGCAAGGACUCAUGCCAGGGGGAUUCAGGAGGUCCGAUGGUGAGCAAGCAGAACUCGGUGUGGGUUCAGGCGGGCGUGGUCAGUUUCGGGACUGGUUGCGCUCAGCCUGAGCUUCCCGGAGUUUACGCCAGAGUGUCUCGCUAUCAAACCUGGAUCAGCUCUCACAUCAGCAGUGACCCUCCAGGCUUCGUCCAGUUCCUCUCCAGUGGAGCUGAUCCUGACAGCACCUACACCUGCCCUGCCCUGCCACUGUCAGUGACCACCGGACCUGAAAACUCCAGUAAAACGAACUCCUCUUCCAGUUCCUCUGCUGAAGUGUGCGGCACCACGUUCUUCAGCUCCAGGAUAGUCGGAGGUCAUGAUGCUACAGCUGGAAGUUGGCCUUGGCAGGCGAGUCUGCAUCUCUUUGAAGCACAUGCUUGUGGAGGUUCCCUCAUCAAUAAAGACUGGGUGCUGUCUGCUGCUCACUGCUUCGAGGGCUCCAGCACGUUUGAGUGGACUGUGUAUCUGGGUCGACAGAGCCAAGAGGGCAGCAACCCCAAUGAAGUGUCCAGAAACGUCUCAGUGAUAGUUUUGCACCCCAAUUACAACAGUGAUGUAAAAGAGAACGACGUGGCUCUCGUCAAGCUGGACGCUCCAGUUUCCUUCACUGACUAUGUCAGGCCUGUGUGUCUGGCAGCAGAAGAUAGUGUUUUCAACACAGGCACGGCCAGCUGGGUCACAGGCUGGGGGGACGUCAGCCAAGGCGUGCCCCUUCCGUCUCCUCAAACCCUGCAGGAAGUUGAUAUCCCAGUAAUAGGAAACAGGCAGUGUAACUGCCUCUACACUGGAGCAAUCACAAACAACAUGAUCUGUGCUGGCCUACUAGAAGGGGGCAAAGACUCCUGCCAGGGGGAUUCAGGAGGUCCGAUGGUGAGCAAGCAGAACUCGGUGUGGGUUCAGGCGGGCGUGGUCAGUUUUGGGUUUGGUUGCGCUCAGCCUGAGCUUCCCGGAGUUUACGCCAGAGUGUCUCGCUAUCAAACCUGGAUCAGCUCUCACAUCAGCAGUGACCCUCCAGGCUUCGUCCAGUUCCUCUCCAGUGGAGCUGAUCCUGACAGCACCUACACCUGCCCCACCACCGCUUCAUUAACAACCUCCAGAGCACCACAGCGGCACGUGUGUGGUGAAGCCCCACUCAACUCUCGCAGCAGAGGAAACACCUCCACCAUAGAUGGGACCUGGCCCUGGAUGGUCAGCCUACAGUGGGAUGGACAGCACAUGUGUUCGGGCACUCUAAUAAGCGCAGAGUUUGUCAUGACGACUGCGCUGUGCUUAUCAGAUUCUCCCCAGAAUGCCAGCAGCUGGACAGUGUCUCUGGGCUAUCGGUCUGACAGAAACGGCUCAGACACUUUCCUGCACUCUGUGGCUGUGGUGGCCAUCACCCUCAGCAACCUGACCCAUGUGCCCAACAUUGCGGUGCUGCAGCUGGAGGAGCCGGUGGAGUUGAGUGACCUCAUCCAGCCUGUAUGUGUGGACCCGGACAACCAGAGGAGCUUUCCUCCGGGCUUAACCUGCUGGGUCACUGGCUACAGGGAUGGCAAUGCUACUGGUCUUGAGUUGGAAGAGCAGCAGACGACUCUGGUAGACUGUGGUGGAAACCAGUCGUCCUCUGAGCACAUCUGCACUGAAGCACUGUCUACAGAAGAGGGAGAUUUAGGAAGCGUGUUAACGUGUAAGUCCGGUCUGUCCUGGCAGCAGGUCGGCGUGAUCAUGUCUGUUUCGGAAGGGAAUUCCGUUCGAGAGUCCGGAAUGCAGGUCUUCUCCAGGGUCUCUGAGUUUGGAGACUUCCUCCAGAGAACUGUAACUGAUCUUCAUCUCUACAUGCCAAAGUCUACCUCAGCACCCUCUAUUCAAGAGACCACCAGAUCACAAAGUGCAGCAUCAUCUUCCUCAUCUCUGUUCCUGCUCUCUGUACUACUUGUGUUCUGCUUCUUCAUAUGAAGAGAACAUGGCAGCGGUCACUGUCUUUGUGUUUGACUGUUUGACUGAUGCACGAAAGAGACCAUAGAUAUUAAUUUAGAAUUGUAACAGUACUCGUAUAUGCAAGUUAGUACUUUUUUAUUUUUAUACUAUAUCACUUUCACAAUCUCUGCAUAAUUUAUCGUUUAGGUGUAAACAGAGUGGUUCAGAGUGGUUUGGUGUGAAACGCUCUGUUCUAGAGAAACUUACUGAGUCAGAAUUGUUCACAGUGGUGGUGAUAGGAACCAGACGUCCACCUCUAAAAGCUCCCUCACCUUAUGGUUAUGAAUACGCUGCCUGGUGUCUGGUGUGAGAAACGGUUUCCUUUGUCCUUUUCUCUGGUCCCACCUUAACCUCCCUCUAUCUGGAUGUUCUCUGUCGGAGCUCCGGGAGUGCGCUAGAACAAGAGACACACUCAUCGAUGUUCAGAGACACACUCAUUUAUUUUCAGGAGAGAAGGGCAUCUUUAUACACUCAGAAGCAGACAUAGCUGGUGGUUGGCCACUACAGAGAUAAACAAGAUUUCUGAGAGCAAAAUGCAGAGUAGCUGUCAUGUGGGAAAACAGGAGACUGAGAAAGACGUGGCUGCCAAAACAAAUGCACUUGCAGGUCAGGACGCUCUGCUCUGACAUACAGACAUAAGGUGAUUAAUGAACUUGGUGUGCUUGUAGAAAAGCUUUGUACAGGAAAGAUUCUCUUUGCAGUUCUCUCCUUGCAGGCAUCAGCUCCUCAUUACUUCACAAACUUCAGACAGGUCAAAACUCUGCUGCUCAUCUCCUCACUUACCUCCGGUCACAUCACCAUCUUAUACCUGUUCUCCAAAACCUCCGUUGGCUUCCCAUAAACUACAGUAUUCAGUUUAAGAUCCUUCUCACUUACAAAGCUCUGAACAAUCUUGCUCCUUCCUAUCUGACCUUCUCCAAUCCUACAAGACGAAUUUCCUUUCAUCUGGGACAGUUUCAUGAUAGUUUUGUGAAGGUUUUGGCCUAAAACUUAUCAAAUUUUCCCAUCAUCAACAUUCCAUAUAAGCUCAGAAGACUCCUGUAGGUUCACUGGUGGUUCUGGAUAGUAAAUAAAAUGACUAUAUUAGUGUUGUAGUCAUGGCGACCCCUGGUUCCUAUCACCACCACUGUAAAGAAAUUUGUCAAAUCAGUGGAAUGAUGGCUGAAUAGGCUGGUCAUCACAAAACGAUACAUUCAAAAUGGGCUGCUAGGUCUCCAUAUGUAGACUGAGGAGUGAACAGUGUGUUUUGAAACUUUAACAAUGUUUACAAACGACAUCAAAAUCUUAUCUUAAAAAAAAAGUAGAAACUCAGAUAUGGAACCUUUAACCCUUUACAGGCCCUGAAGCACUGUAAGGGUGUUUUUUCACUGCACAAACAACUGGAACCUUUGGCAACAGGAAACAGGAACUGUGCUGUUUCUUUUGGCCUUCAGUUCAGUACUUUAGAUUGUCACACAAUGACCUAAUGGUAACUGAGGGUGCUGUCCUCUGUUUUUGACAACACUUAGAGCUGAGCCAACUACAAUACAGUGACAUCUUUACUCUUCCAUGUGAAGAUAAAGUCACUAUUACACACUAUUACUUUACAUACUAUAACACUAUUACAUCACCAAUAAGAGCAUCAAACUGUAAACUAGAAUGGUAUGUUUAUGUGUCGAUUGCUGUUUUUUUAUAAGUGUUUCUUUGUGAAGAGUUUGCUAUGGUAAGCUAGUUACGAACAGGCUGAUGGCUGAAUACUGAGUGCACUGUCUGAAAUGUAUUCAGUAGUGUUCUCCAUUGCAAUACAUAAAGCCACAUAUUCAGAACACAUUUAGAGUACAUAUUGAGUCUAUGUGAAAAACCUUAUUUGAAAUCUUUAUUUAUUUAUUUUAUGCUGUUCCUUGUUCUUACUGGUUAGUGGUUGUGUUCAUGUAAUUCUUCUGAGAUUGUUCCAUGAAUUCAAAAAUGAAUACAAAAUUAUCAAUGAUA
This is a messenger RNA of Colossoma macropomum (tambaqui), 4724 nucleotides long. RefSeq names its product transmembrane protease serine 9-like. NCBI's taxonomy places the organism in Eukaryota, Metazoa, Chordata, Actinopteri, Characiformes, Serrasalmidae. The coding region runs from base 123 to 2735 and encodes 870 amino acids. Gene Ontology annotation, biological process: proteolysis. The transcript has 13 exons. Gene Ontology annotation, molecular function: serine-type endopeptidase activity. The record is from RefSeq and is a predicted model, not a curated record.